This is a messenger RNA of Lobosporangium transversale, 1699 nucleotides long. Its product is annotated as adenylsuccinate synthetase. Gene Ontology annotation, biological process: 'de novo' AMP biosynthetic process; IMP metabolic process. NCBI's taxonomy places the organism in Eukaryota, Fungi, Mortierellomycota, Mortierellomycetes, Mortierellales, Mortierellaceae. Gene Ontology annotation, molecular function: adenylosuccinate synthase activity; GTP binding. Gene Ontology annotation, cellular component: cytoplasm. The coding region runs from base 204 to 1508 and encodes 434 amino acids. The record is from RefSeq and is a predicted model, not a curated record. The transcript has 6 exons.
AGCAGGCUAUGGCCUGAUCAACUGAUUCCGUUUGGUAACAACUUGCCUUUGUUCAUUUCAACCAUUUAGAUUGAUCUUAUUCCACUCUCACAGACUCUCAUUCUCAUCCAUAUUCACAUUCAUACUCCCUUUUUCUUUCCUUCUCUCUUUCUCAUCGUUUUCCUUUUCCUCUUUUCUCCUUUCUAUCCAAGCUUCUUUUAAUCAUGUCUUCAGCAAAGUUGGCUGGCAUGUCUAACAAGGGUGUAACUGUCGUGCUUGGUGCUCAGUGGGGUGACGAAGGAAAGGGCAAACUUUCUGACAUCCUCUCCCAAGAAGCUGAUGUCUGUGCUCGUUGCCAGGGUGGCAACAAUGCUGGACAUACCAUUGUCGUUGGCAAGACCAAGUAUGACUUUCACAUGCUCCCUUCUGGCUUGAUCAACAAGAAUUGCACCAACAUUGUCGGCGCCGGUGUUGUCGUCCAUAUUCCCUCGUUCUUUGAGGAGCUUUCUAACCUUGAGAAGAAGGGCUUGGACUGCACUGGACGUAUCUUUGUUUCUGACAGAGCUCACCUUGUCUUCGACAUUCAUCAGAUCAUUGAUGGACUCAAGGAACUUGAAUUGGGACGUGGAAGCAUCGGAACUACCCGCAAGGGAAUUGGCCCAACCUAUUCAUCCAAAGCUUCGCGCUCUGGUCUCCGUAUACAUCAUUUGUACAAUUUCGAGGAGUUUGAGCAAAAAUUCCGUACCCUUGUUGCCAACAAGCAUAAGCGCUAUGGCCAGUUUGAGUAUGAUGUGGAGGCCGAAUUGGCGAGAUACAAGGCCUAUGCUGAGAAACUCAAGCCCUAUGUCAUUGACAGUGUCUACUACUUGAACAAGGCCAUCAAGGAUAAGAAGAAAGUCCUUGUUGAAGGAGCCAAUGCUCUCAUGCUUGAUCUGGACUGGGGUACUUAUCCUUAUGUCACUUCAUCCAACACCACGAUUGGAGGUGUCUGCACUGGUCUCGGAAUCCCUCCUCAGACGAUCAGCAAGACCAUUGGAGUUGUCAAAGCCUACACAACCCGUGUUGGUGGAGGACCAUUCCCUACUGAACAGUUGAAUGAGAUUGGAGAGUACCUUCAGUCUGUUGGCUUUGAGGUUGGUGUCACCACUGGUCGUAAGCGUCGCUGCGGAUGGUUGGAUAUGGUCGUUGUGAACUACUCAACUAUUAUCAACGGUUACACCUCAUUGAGCAUCUCCAAGCUGGAUGUCCUGGAUCAAUUGGAUGAAAUCAAGAUUGGUGUUGCCUACAAGGUAGACGGCAAGCUCUUGGAGGGAUUCCCUGCCAAUCUUAGUCUCCUUGAGAAUGUCGAGGUUAUCUAUGAGACUUUUCCAGGCUGGAAAACUGAUAUUUCCAAGUGCCGUCAAUUUGAGGAUCUCCCCGCGAACGCUCAAAAGUACAUUCGUCGCAUUGAGGAGAUCUGCGGUGUUCCUGUUGAGUGGAUUGGUGUUGGUGUUGACCGUGAUGAUAUGGUUGUUAUCCCACAGGCAUAAAGACCGUGAUCUCUUUUUCAAGAUCAUGCGAGUGCCCUUACAUCGAUUUGAGCGAAUAUGUUACAUAUACUAAAUAGCAAGAAUAGGCGCUCUUUGGUCUUUUAUUAUUGUUUAUGGUGGAUGGUAUAAUAUAGAACAUUUGUGCCGAAUAUAACAAUGAACAGUUACAUCUAUACGGCAUUAACCAAAAA